This is a messenger RNA of Hemibagrus wyckioides, 4336 nucleotides long. It is a transcript of the gene hmbox1a, whose product is annotated as homeobox containing 1a. The transcript is spliced from 9 exons. The record is from RefSeq and is a predicted model, not a curated record. Gene Ontology annotation, molecular function: double-stranded telomeric DNA binding. Gene Ontology annotation, cellular component: nucleus. Lineage: Eukaryota; Metazoa; Chordata; Actinopteri; Siluriformes; Bagridae. The coding region runs from base 250 to 1569 and encodes 439 amino acids. Gene Ontology annotation, biological process: positive regulation of DNA-templated transcription.
GCAGCUCUACUGUUCAUAUCAAUAUGGCUUCUGUCAGUCACACAAAGGCAAAUGAUAUUUUGCUGUGAGCUGCGGGUUUGAUGAUUGAAGAGGAGGGUAGAGAGAGGGAGAGAGAGACUCGGAGGGAGGCUGACGGACAUGUCGCGCUGUGUUUGGUGACACAGGGACUUUAACGACGCGUUUUGUUCCGGGACCAAAAUUACUGCUAAAUAAAUUAAAUGUUAUGGUGGACGGAGGCCCAGCUGAAGAAUGUCACAUUACACCGACGAGCCUCGCUUUACCAUCGAGCAGAUCGAUUUGCUGCAGCGGCUGCGCGGGAGCGGCAUGACCAAGCAGGAGAUCCUGCACGCGCUGGACACGUUGGAACGUCUGGAGCGCGAGCAUGUGCAGAAGUUUGGCCCGCGCCACUCCUACGCUGGAGGGACGAGAGGAGGAGGAGGAGGAGGUGUCAGCAGCCACGGUAGCUCCAGUUCCGCCGCUCAGUCCAGCACCGCUCCUACUUCGUCUUCAUCCGCCUCUGUGGCCACUCAGACCGUGUUCCACGGCGGAACUCCGUCCCCAUCUCCGACCAGCUAUGACACCUCUCCACCCCCCACCAUCACCGUGCCAAUGGGCGUGGUGGCGCCGGCGGCUCAGAAUGGCCGUGACGGCUUGGCGCCUGUCAGCAACGGGAAGCUUUCACCCAGUCAGUACGCAGUACCCGCUCGGGCCUUCGGCUUCGAGCCCGCUGAGGAGGAAGUGGACAUCGAUGACCGUGUGGAAGAGCUCAUGAGAAAGGACAGUAAUAUAAUCAAAGAGGAGAUCAAAGCCUUCUUAGGGAGCCGGAGAAUUUCACAAGCCGUUGUCGCUCAAGUCACAGGCAUCAGUCAGAGUCGGAUCUCCCACUGGCUCCUGCAGCAGGGUUCGGAUCUGAGCGAGCAGAAGAAGAGAGCCUUCUACCGCUGGUACCAGUUGGAGAAAACCACGCCCGGGGCCACUCUGGCCAUGAGACCCGCCCCCAUGGCGCUGGAGGACAUCGUAGAGUGGCACCAGAGCGCUCCGCCCAUCAACUGCAGCCCUGGGAGCUUCCGUCUGCGCCGAGGCAGUCGCUUCACCUGGAGGAAAGAGUGUCUCGCUGUCAUGGAGAGUUACUUUAACGACAACCAGUAUCCUGAUGAGGCCAAGCGGGAGGAAAUCGCCAACGCCUGUAAUGCUGUGAUACAAAAGCCAGGGAAGAAGCUCUCUGAUCUAGAGCGGGUCACGUCUCUGAAAGUGUACAACUGGUUUGCGAACCGGCGAAAGGAGAUAAAGAGACGAGCCAAUAUAGAAGCAGCAAUCCUGGAGACUCAUGGGCUCGACGUGCAGAGUCCAGGCGGUCACUCCAACAGCGACGAGAUCGACGGCAAUGACUUUAACGAGCCGGGCGCUGAGCCAGGGUUAGGGACGGACGAGAGUACGGGAGCGAGCGAGCAUCAGGACCCCAUCAGCCUGGCGGUGGAGAUGGCGGCGGUCAAUCACUCCAUCCUGGCGCUGUCGCAGCAGGGCAGGGGCGGCAACGACGUCAAGGCUGAGGUGCUCGAUGACGACUGAGGACUCUUCCACAAACACACACACACACACACUCUCUCACACAACAUCGCAUUUACACACUGUAUCUGCCAAAGGAGGAGACGGUGCUGGGGUGAGGAGGUGUCAAGCCACGUGACUUUAAAACUCGCUAGUUUUGCGACUCAGUGCAAUUUUAAGCAUAUAGUCAAAACUGAAUGUAAUAUUUAUGGGAAAAUUAAGCAUAUAAUUAAUCCUGUUAAUACAUAUAAGCUGUGUAAACCUCCUUCCUGUGAAAGCUUCGUGGGAAACUGACACUCUUAAAUGCAUGAUAGUCAUGCUAGUUCAAUUCCUCAGGCCUUUAUAAACAAACAAAGCUGUCUAUUUGGGAAAAGGUAAAAAGCCGAGUCGACUUUCCUUCUAAAGCGCUUUAUUGUAAUAUUUAAAGAGGUUCUGUGAAGUAGAAAUGCACUAAUUGGUCGAAAUGGGUUAUUAAAAUCACAAGUUAGUUACCGGUCAGCUCCUUCAACUGUUCGGUUUAUUAUUGUCAGCGCCCUCUGGUGGCUACAGAUUGCAUUACAGUUGCAGUGACGUAUUUCUCAUUUGCCCGGCACUGACUCCACCCCCUUUAUCGAAACCUUUAUUAGCCCCCUUUAUUAGCCCCGCCUUUUCCCUAAAAGAAUGUUGGAGGCGGGGCUAAUUUUCAGGCCAGAAAUAUUUUAACACAAGCCUGAAAAGCAGAAGGAACCACAUUCGAUGAUUUGCACCUUUUUAUGCACCUUUUAAGGCUGAGUCACUCCCUCACAUGGUUUACCUGCUCUUCUUCUCUCUCUCUCUCUCUUUCUCUCUCUUUCGCUCUCUCUCCCCGUCUCCUCCUCUGUAAGUAAAAUACUGAUGCUCAUCACCUCCUGGCUGGAUGUUGUGGCCUCUCGCCGUCCAGCUGCCUGUAAACUCGACUCUCCUCAAUAGUCCUGAGAUCACACGAGCCUUAUCAAUGAUCAUGUCUUCAUCACCAUCACCAUCACUCGCCCAGGGUCUGCUACACGUCUUGAGGCUGCUUUAAAAGCAAUCGGACAAAUGCUGUUAAUCGUACCAUGUGUAACCUCAUAGUAUUCUGUAUCAGGGUGCUGCACUGAACUCUGCAGAGUGUCGGGUUUAACUCUAGGCCCUGAUUUACAUAAAAGUGGGCGUGGUUUCAGAGGUACAAAACUACGCACAUAUAUAUAUAUAUAUAUAUAUAUAUAUAUCCGUUCAACACUACAAACGAUUGACGCAAAUUAGACGUAUAUUCAGGUCACUAUAUACCUUUAAUCCGUGUUCUCUACGAGUGGGAGGGGCUUACUGUCUCUCUCCUGUCAAUCACGACGACACUAGGCAGUCCUGGGUGUCUGUAUGUGGAAGGGAGAAGAUAGAGUUUCCAGAAAGAUGCAUAUAUAAGAUAUAAUUCUGCGAAUGUAAUACAUGCUGUCCGGUUGUGUCCAUUUAACACCCUGUUCAUCUGCUUGUGGCUUUCAGGUUGAAUAACUCACAUUCUAGGUGCUAACCGAACAACACUUGCUAUUCAAUUCAUUUUAAAGCCGCAACAUGCUUUUAUUAUUUUUUUUUUUUUUAUUUAAAUACACACGCAAAGCUUUCAGUAAAUCAGGGCCUGACUCUGUAGAUUCAUCGCUCAGCGCUUGGACCGGAUGAUGAUCGCAGGAGAAUGUUCAGUGUGUGUACAGAGAGUGUGGAAAUAACAGUCCAUUAGAACAAUUUAACGUCGGUGUCUCCGUUUAGACGGAUUGGAAAAGUUUUAGCCGGACAUCAGGAACCGGAGUGGACUUAAGGAAUGAAAAGACCAUAAAGUGACGUUUUUGGCUGAUCAAGGGAUGGUGUGAACGUGUGAAGGGGCAUCGUUCGGUUAAGCGUUUAAAACGAGACUGAAUGAACUCGAAUAUUCCCAAAGUUGAAAGAAAUUAACAUUAAAAACGUGAAUAAAAUGUGAAAAGUUCAGCAGUUAGGGCUAAACGAGACAUGCUGAGGUUUAUUUGACAGAAUCCUGGAUUUCAGGAGAUUAUUUCGCUCCUGCUGUAAGUGUGUAGUGUUUUCUCAUUGCCUGUGGAGUAAAAGAAAAGCUCCCUAAAGUUUUUAGACCCUCAAUUCAAGUAGUUCAUUUUAGAGUUCAAAUCUGAAACGAGAAAACGGCAUUUGACAAUCUUUAAUUUUCCCAGCGAUCAGUGCUCAGUGUUCACUUUCCUUUGUGUGUGUGUGUGUGUCUGUGUCAGCUUCAGCUGAUCUUUCGCUGCACUUAGUAUUUAUUUCAUGACAAGCGCUGGUCAGCUGAAGUCUGACCCGGAUCUGACCUCUGAUAAGUUAUCCCUUUAUUCCUGAUCAGUCAAAAAGGUCUAGUGGUUUUUGUGUUUAGUUCACACUCCACUCUUCCGUGAUGUCCGGAGAGGAACCCAGACGGAACUGGAAACCCCAACCCAAAUCCUGCGAUCAGGGUGGACGAGCAGGCGUCCGUUUCUGUUCCACGGGAAAUCAGGAGCUCGAGUGUCCCGUCGGUCUGUCCGUGUUUAAUAUGUGAAUAUAUUAAAAUAUAUAUAAAUCUAUAAAUAUUAUAUGACGCAAAUACUGUUGUAUCAAACUGCAGAUAGUUAAAUCCUGUAACUCCUAUUUCAGAAUUUAGUGCCUUUUUUUGGACAGUAGACUGUUCAGUAAUGAAUAUGUAGUAUAUAUGUAUGCUUUAUGACUUUUUUAAGACCUUUUUUUUUAAACCUGUGUUUAUUUUAGUACUGUAUCUUCUAGAGAAUAAAGUCUAAAUCAAUGACGA